UCCACGGGACUACGUCUGAAAGAUUGUCUGGAUUAUUAUCGAACAAAUAUAGCACCGGCGCAAAAAACUUCACUUCUACAUCCAGGAGGAAGCGUGCCACGCGUAUUUUAUGGGAACGAAAAGCAGAAUGGGCGAAAUCUUCCAUCGCCACCAUCGAAUUUUUCAUGCAACCCCGAAAUGCCUGGCCAUUUGGCAGUAGCAACAACAACAGUUGGAGCAUUUCAACCAUCGCUUCUAGAAGCGCAACAACUUCCCGCUGCCUCACAGUUCACAUUUGCUACAAAGCAACAAGGGCAAAUUGGACAACAACAGCAACAGCCUGGAGUAGUUUCUCCCUCGAUGAGUACCACCUCUGCUCCGAUUUCCGCUCUGCCUCAGCAGCAGCAGCAGCUAUCUUACAGCAGCUCCCCGUUCGCGCCUGUCAAAAUACAUCCUGAUAAUGCUGCCGGUGCCUUCUUGGCGUCAGCUUCGUCUCCGGUUUUGCCACAACCGACGAUCCUACCACCACGCGUCAUUUUUGAUCUGAUGAGUUCGCCACUGGAUGUUUCAUUACCGGCACCACUAAUGCCAGUACCAGCCAGUGAUGGUGUCAUUAGCGAGCGGACCGAAAGUUCAUUUAUGAUCAUGCAAGGAGAUGCUGCAUAUCGCGACUCGCCGCAGAAUUUUACAGAUACUGAAGAAAUGCACUCAACGCAGACGACGUCCAACAUAAGUGAUGAAAGUACGACAGAGAUCAGCUUAUCGUCGUUACCGGCCUCCGUUACUGCCCAGUCACCUCGACCAGCAGCCGCAGUGGCCCCGAUUAUGCAAACAAAUAUGUCUGAUAAUUUUGCAACUGAUUUGACUACCCCUGUGACAAACAUAACUCCAUUACGUCAUGCGAAUCCUUCCGCCGUGCAGAAAGCAAUGGUUUGUUUUCAAUAA
Messenger RNA from Gongylonema pulchrum, 924 nucleotides. The record is from the annotation of a GenBank genome assembly. Lineage: Eukaryota; Metazoa; Nematoda; Chromadorea; Rhabditida; Gongylonematidae.